Molecule: messenger RNA, 390 nt
Organism: Serpula lacrymans var. lacrymans S7.9
Lineage: Eukaryota; Fungi; Basidiomycota; Agaricomycetes; Boletales; Serpulaceae
Exons: 2
Source: RefSeq, a predicted model, not a curated record
CCACGUCAACAGCCACAAAGGCCGACAGCCCCCCACCCCCAUUGCUCCUCCCGCUCCUCAUAUUCCUCCCACCACUCCGAUCUAUCCCAUGAGUGCAGGAAUGAUGCCUCCCCCUGCGAUGUCUCCUCGAAUGCCGUUCGCUCCACCUCCGUUCGGUGUCUUUGGUCCCGGACCUUCUCUUUCACAGGGUCCCCCACCACCCCUCGCACCUUCGGCAUUGCCCCGGACAUUUGGUACUGGAUCACCUUUCGAGCCAGCGUUCAGUCGCGGAUUAACUCCUGCCACACCUAUUGGGCCGCCAUCCAAAGUGAUGCAUAGUCAUAUGGGUUCUCCUCCCAUGCUAGCCCCUGGUCCGAGCAGGAGGUCGUCGAUACCCGAACCAGGCCCAGG